This is a messenger RNA of Peromyscus eremicus (cactus mouse), 840 nucleotides long. It is a transcript of the gene Ms4a10, whose product is annotated as membrane spanning 4-domains A10. The transcript has 8 exons. NCBI's taxonomy places the organism in Eukaryota, Metazoa, Chordata, Mammalia, Rodentia, Cricetidae. Gene Ontology annotation, biological process: cell surface receptor signaling pathway. The coding region runs from base 1 to 840 and encodes 279 amino acids. The record is from RefSeq and is a predicted model, not a curated record. Gene Ontology annotation, cellular component: plasma membrane.
AUGGGCUUCACCACAGGACCAUGCCAGGGUGCCCUGCCGGAGUCAGUGACUGCACAAGCUCCCAUGAUGAUUUCCAGCAGUGGCACCGGGGAAACCUCUCAAUGGCAGGGCCUAGGACCUGCCCAGCCUGCGCAGAAAGUGACCCAGCCCAUGCAGAAAGGGACCAAGCCCCAGCAUCUGGCUCCAAAUGGGCACCUUGAGAAGCCCCUGGAGAGAAGUGUUCUUCUGCAGAAGCUGACUGUCUUUCACAUCGCUAUUGCUUUUGCACACCUGGCCUUUGGCGGUUACCUGCUCUCCACAGUUAAGAAUCUGCACUUGGUGGUGUUGAAGUGCUGGUAUCCAUUCUGGGGAGCUGUCUCUUUUCUCAUUUCAGGGAUCUUGGCAAUGACAACAAGGACAUUUCCCAAGACCUUUAUGAAGAUACUGUGUGUGACAGGAAACGUCAUCAGCUUCUUGUGUGCACUGGCAGGCCUCUUUGUCAUUGCCAAGGACCUCUUUCUGGAGAGUCCUUUUCUAUGGCCAAUCUGGAGACCAUACCCCAACGACACAGUCUAUAUCCAGAGACUGGAGCUGACCCUGCUCUGCUUCACCUUCCUGGAGCUCUUCCUGACAGGAUCCACAGCCGUCAUAGCCUGUAGGACAGAACGUCUGCAUGCCGAGGAUAAGGAUGACACCCCUCUCGUUCCUGACGCACCUGUGGAACUUGAAGGUCUCUCGAUGGGGCCACCACCAACCUAUGAAGAUGUGGCUCAAGGCCACCAGCUCUGGAUCACUGCUGGCCUCACUGACACUUUCCAUCAACCUCCACUUCACACAGGCCCCAGGCACUGGAGAGAGUAG